Messenger RNA from Coregonus sp. 'balchen', 7006 nucleotides. NCBI's taxonomy places the organism in Eukaryota, Metazoa, Chordata, Actinopteri, Salmoniformes, Salmonidae. The record is from the annotation of a GenBank genome assembly.
AUGCGUUUCAUGCUGCUGUUCAGUCGGCAGGGGAAGCUGCGUCUCCAGAAGUGGUACACGGCCACGGCCGAGAGGGACAAGAAGAAGAUGGUCAGGGAACUGAUGCAGGUGGUGCUGGCCCGCAAACCCAAGAUGAGCAGCUUCCUGGAGUGGAGGGACCUCAAGAUCGUCUACAAGAGGUACUGGAAUAUAUCUCUCGGUCUCUCGGUCUCUCUCUCUCUCUGGCUCUCUGUCUCUCUCUGUAUGUCUCUGUCUCUCUCUCUCUCUCUCUCUCUCUCUCUCUCUCUCUCUCUCUCUCUCUCUCUCUCUCUCUCUCUCUCUCUCUCUCUCUCUCUCUCUCUCUCUCUCUGUCUCUGUCUCUCUCUGUAUGUCUCUCUCUGUAUGUCUCUCUCUGUAUGCUCUCCGUAUGUCUCUCUCUCUCAGUCUCUCUCUGUCUCUCUCUCUCUCUCUCUCUGUAUGUCCUGUCCUGUCUCUCUCUCUCUGUCCUCCUCUCUCUGUAUGUCUCUGUCUCCUCUCUGUUCUCUCUCUGUCUCCUCGUCUGUAUCUCUGUCUCUGUCUCUCUCUGUAUGUCUCUGUCUCUGUCUCUCUCUGUAUCUCGUGUCUCUCUGUCUCUCUGUAUGUCUCUGUCUCUGGCUCUCUCUGUAAGGUCUCUGUCUCUCUGUCCUCUCUCUGUAGUUCCCCCCUUGUGGGGUUAAAAAUGUCUCUCUCUGUCUCUGUCUCUCGCUGUAUGGUCUCCUGUGUCCUCUCUGUCUCUCUCCGUAUGUCUCUGUCUCUCUCUCUCUCUCUCUGUCUCUGUCUCUCUCUGUAUGCCUCUCUCUCUGUGUCUCUCUCUGUACACACACGGUAGAUAUACAUUUACAAGUUCACAAUAUUCAUGACAUACUCAACUCCUACACGUACAGUACUACACCCUACAGGUCCCUAAAAGGAUAGGCUGUUUAUUGUAUACCUACGUUUUCAUGGUUGUGUGAAACAGCAUGUAGCCGCUACAUGCGCUGUUCACACACACUUGAACAUGUGCUGCAAAUGUUUUCAUAAACUGGGUGGUUUGAGCCCUGAAUUCUGAUUUGGCAGAAGGCCGUGGUAUACCACGGGUAUGACAAAACAUUUAGUUUUUCUGCUCUAAUUACAUUGGUAACCAGUUUAUAAUAGCAAUAAGGCACCUCGGGGGUUUGUGGUAUAUGGCCAAUACACCACGGCUAAGGGCCUUAUUGAUUAAGUAUAGGCUACUGUCUGUGAGCUACACAUACAUUAGUAUCUGAAAUUGUGCGUACUCACUCACUCUGGGGGUGUGGAAUGAGCUUCUGAAAUGCCAACUGUCUCCUCUGAAAAUGAGUUGUCAUGGUUGGAAUGAUGAGUCAGUCAGCCAGUGACUCAGUGUUUGGUGUUACACUCUAAUCAUUCCCCCCCAUCAAAACAUCGCCCCACUUUACUGGUAAUAAUUGUCCUUCAAAUGUGGUUCCAGGGGGGAUUUUAAGAGACGGACUGUCACCUCGUGAUAUUACUGUGGUGUGUGUGUGUGUGUGUGUGUGUGUGUGUGUGAUCACAGUGAAUGCCACCCAGGCUCCAGCCUGUCUUUUGAGGCGUUUCUAUUGUUUUCUCCAGACACUGAUGUCUCACGGCAGACAGCGUUUACACUUAACAGUGUGUUCCAGAACAACGGAUGCUCAGUGAUUCACUGUUAUAACUAAUGCAGAAGGCAUCCACACACAGCACUCUUGGUAAAAGCUGCCCAUAGCAUCCCAUAGUAGCUUAGAGGUUAGACACACAGAGAGAACUGACGGCUGAUAGGUACUAUAAUAGUAGUAGGCCGUUCCUUCUUUUACUGGAACAGUGGCCGACAACUUGCCUGAGCCAAUUGGAGAGCCCGGACUAACUAAAACAAUUAAGCUGCGUAAUAUUAUGUAUUUUUCUAGAGCGUCUUUACAUCUUUUACAUCUAGCUAAGGAGUUUUGCGCUUAAAUAAUUGUUUUGUUAGUUUUGAUAAUGUGCACUUGCGAAAACAAGUCCAUUGUGAUUUAAUUAUAAUGUUGCUAGUUAUCCAGUUGUGGCCAUCAGGCUAGUAUCAACAAGGGCUUACUACAAAUUAUAGCUAGCUAGCAACAUUAGCACAGCUUGCUAGUUAGCCAACAUUAGCUAUCUACAUAUUUAGAAGCAGGCACAAGCUAAACAUAGCUUAAGAAAGCAACGCUAUCUAGGCAGACGGUGGAUGAUCUGUGUGAACCACAACAUUUUUACUGUCGACACUGGGAAGAGGUGCUAAGUACCUCUCGGCCGUCAGUAUCCUUAUUGUGUGAGGCUUUGCACCUCAGUGACUCUGUACAAGCAUCUAAUAUAACCUGCCUAAAUGACUACCGACCCGUAGCACUGACGUCUGUAGCCAUGAAGUGCUUUGAAAGGCUGGUCAUGGCUCACAUCAACACCAUUAUCCCAGAAACCCUAGACCCACUCCAAUUUGCAUGCUGCCCCAACAGAUGCACAGAUGAUGCAGUCUCUAUUGCACUCUACACUGCCCUUUCCCACCUGGACAAGAGGAACACCAACGUGAGAAUGCUAUUCAUUGACUACAGCUCAGCGUUCAACACCAUAGUGCCCUCAAAGCUCAUCACUAAGCUAAGGAUCCUGGGACUAAACACCUCCCUCUGCAACUGGAUCCUGGACUUCCUGACGGGCCGCCCCCAGGUGGUAAGGGUAGGUAACAUCACAUAUGCCACACUGAUCCUCAACACGGGGGCCCCUCAGGGGUGUGUGCUCAGCCCCCUCUUGUACUCCCUGUUCACCCAUGACUGCAUGGCCAGGCACGACUCCAACACCAUCAUUAAGUUUGCCGACGACACAGCAGUGGUAGGCCUGAUCACCGACAACGAUGAGACAGCCUAUAGGGAGGAGGUCAGAGACCUGGCCGUGUGGUGCCAGGAUAACAACCUCUCCCUCAACAUGACCAAGACAAAUGAGAUGAUUGUGGACUACAGGAAAAAAAAAAGAGGACUGAGCACGCCCCCAUUCUCAUCGACGGGAGCUGUAGUGGAACAGGUUGAGAGCUUCAAGUUCCUUGGUGUCCAACAUCACCAACAAACUAUCAUGGUCCAAACACACCAAGACAGUCGUGAAGAGGGCACGACAAAGCCUAUUCCCCCUCAGGAGACUGAAAAAGAUUUGGCAUGGGUCCUCAGAUCCUCAAAAAAUUCUACAGCUGCACCAUCGAGAGCAUCCUGACUGGUUUGCAUCAACCGCCUGGUAUGGCAACUGCUCGGCCUCUGACCGCAAGGCACUACAGAGGGUAGUGCGUACGGCCCAGUACAUCACUGGGGCCAAGCUUCCUGCCAUCCAGGACCUCUAUACCAGGCGGUGUCAGAGGAAGGCCCUCAAAAUUGUCAUAGACUGUUCUCUCUGGUACCGCACGGCAAGCGGUACCGGAGUGCCAAGUCUAGGUCCAAAAGACUUCUCAACAGCUUCUACCCCCAAGCCAUAAGACUCCUGAACAGCUAAUCAUGGCUACCCGGACUAUUUGCACUGCCCCCCCACCCCCACCCCAUCUUUUUAUGCUGCUGCUACUCUGUUAAUUAUUUAUGCAUAGUCACUUUAACUCUACCCACAUGUACAUAUUACCUCAACUACCUCGAAUAGCCGGUGCCCCCGCACAUUGACUCUGCACCGGUACCCCCCUGUAUAUAUCGCCUCCCUACUGUAAUUUUAUUUUACUUCUGCUCUUUUUUUCCUCAACACUUUUUUGUUUUAUUUUACUUUUUAAUUAAAAAUCAAUGCAUUGUUGGUUAAGGGCUGUAAGUAAGCAUUUCACUGUAAUGUCUACACCUGUUGUAUUCGGCGCAUGUGGCCAAUAACAUUUGAUUUGAUUUGAUCAUUGUGCACUGCAGUGUCAUGUAGUACCUGUUUUGGCCAGGGGAGGGAGCCAACGAGCUGACUGACUUCUCUAAUGCUCUAACACACACCACACACACACUAUGGUGUAUAAGACUACAGGCACAUGCCAUUUUGAACAUCACACCCCUUGAAUUGUCUGACUGCAUAGACUUGAGUCAUUAGAGGCAAUCUGCAUUCAAAGAAUAACAAAGCGUCACCCCGCCACUGUUUUGGUAAAAAGCUGAGGAAUUAACAACACUACACUGCAUAGACUGGCAUUGUUAACAGCAGCAAAACAAGAUUCACUUUCAGUAGUUAUUAGUUGUCCUGGGUUACGGACUGGACUGGCGCUCCAGGGAUUCACCCAGAACCUCUUAUUCUCAGCUGAACCUAGGGUUGCUGGUAACUUUCCCUAAAUUCCCAGGUUUUCCAGAAAUCCUGGUUGGAGGGUUCUAGAUUCCCUGGUUAGUCCUUCCCGUGGAACACCUUAGCUAACCUCAAUGAUAAAAGUGUGGGUGUGUUACACAUCAAUAACACAACAGGCAGCAGUAGACUUCUAUAGUGUGGGUGUGUUACACAUCAAUAACACAACAGGCAGCAGUAGACUUCUAUAGUGUGGGUGUGUUACACAUCAAUAACACAACAGGCAGCAGUAGACUUCUAUAGUGUGGGUGUGUUACACAUCAAUAACACAACAGGCAGCAGUAGACUUCUAUAGUGUGGGUGUGUUACACAUCAAUAACACAACAGGCAGCAGUAGACUUCUAUAGUGUGGGUGAGUUGAACAUCAAUAACACAACAGGCAGCAGUAGACUUCUAUAGUGUGGGGUGGGUUACACAUCAAUAACACAACAGGCAGAAGUAGACUUCUAUCGUGGUGGGUUGUGUUACACAUCAAUAACACAACAGGCAGCAGUAGACUUCUAUAGUGUGGGUGAGUUGAACAUCAAUAACACAACAGGCAGCAGUAGACUUCUAUAGUGUGGGUGAGUUGAACAUCAAUAAAACAACAGGCAGCAGUAGACUUCUAUAGUGUGGGUGAGUUGAACAUCAAUAACACAACAGGCAGCAGUAGACUUCUAUAGUGUGGGUGAGUUGAACAUCAAUAACACAACAGGCAGCAGUAGACUUAUAUAGUGUGGGUGAGUUGAACAUCAAUAACACAAUGUGUGUGUGUGUGUUAGGUAUGCCAGUCUGUAUUUCUGCUGUGCGGUGGAGGAGGAGGACAACGAGCUUAUUACUCUGGAGGUCAUCCACCGUUUCGUAGAGCUGCUGGAUAAGUACUUCGGCAGCGUGAGUCACUCUAUCUCUUUUCUAUCGAAACAACCAUGUUUCGCCAACCCUUUUCUCUCUUUUUCUCUCUCACUCUCUACUCUAUAUUUUAAAUGUCUCUCUCUCUGCCUGCUUCCUCUGUCUUCUGGGGGCCCCCGCCCCCGGGGAGGCCGGGGGGGGGUGUUGUCUCUCUCUCUUUGAGCCCCCCUUCUCUGGUACCCCCUCCCUCUUUCCCCUCCCCUUUGGGCUUUGCCUUCCCCUUCCUUUCUCUUGCGGGGAAUGGUUCCCCUCGCUCUUCCCCCCUUUCUCUAUCCUUCUUUUUCUUUUCUUCUCUUUUCUCUUUUCCCUUUUUGGCCUCUUCCCUUUCUCCUCUCUUCUUAAAGUUUAAAGGAAAGAAGCAGGGGGGAAAAAGGAGAUGGAAACAGAAGAGAUCCCCAAAAGGCCAAGGGAAAAGAAGAGAGAAGAGAAGGAAAAAAGAAGAACAAAGCUGGGGGACGAGGAAAAGAAGAGAGAGGAGCCCGGAGCAGAGAAGAGAGGCAAACCAAAGAGGAAAAAGAAUAGAGAGAGGUAGAAACGAUCUUGAGAAAAACGACCGAGGACAAAAAACCCCUUAAGACGAAAACCAACCCAAACUUUAAAGACAACCAAAUCAAAAAGGGUUACCUCCUCUUUCCCCUCCUCAUAUCUCCACCAUUUCCCCUUUUUUUCCUCUCACCCUCCCCUUCUCUUUCCCAUCCUCCUCUUUUUUUCCCCUCUCCCUUCCUUUCCUCUUGCUCUCUCUCUCGCUUUCCCUCUUGCUUCUCCCCUCCUUCCCUUUUCUCUCUCUCUCUCUCUUUUUCCCUCUCUCUCCUUCUUCCUUCUCUGUUUUGUCUCUGUCUCUGUCUCUCUCUCUUCUCUCUCUCUCUCUCCUCUCUCUCUCUCUCUCUCUCUCUCCUCUCCUCUCUCUCUCUCUUCUCUCUCUCUUCUCUCUGUCUCUGUCUCUUACUUCUUUCCCACUUCACUCUAAUCUCUGGUCUUUUCAUAUUUUUCCUCCCUGUCUGUGUCCAGUCUGUAUUACUACCAGACAAUCUAAAGGUUUUCAUGUGACUCUAAUCAUAUAUGGUCACUGUCCCUCUACUGAACUAUCUCCAAUUCUCUCUCCUCUCUCUCCUGUCAAGCUCCUCUUCUUGUAUAUGUAGACUGUGUAAAUGUACUUGGUAAAUAAAGGUGAUUCUGAUUCCUCCCUCUGCAUCUGUGUGCUGUGGUGUGUGCGCGCCCCGGUAGGUUUGUGAGCUGGACAUCAUCUUUAACUUUGAGAAGGCCUACUUUAUACUGGAUGAGUUUCUGAUGGGGGGGGAGAUCCAGGACACGUCCAAGAAGAGUGUCCUCAAGGCCAUCGAACAGGCUGACCUUCUACAGGAGGUACACACACACACACACCACACUACAGGAGGUAGAAGUGAUCUCUCUUAUUAAAAAGAAGGUUAAACUCCAGCUAGCCGGUGUUCUUGAUGCUUCAAACUAUUGAAUGGAUGUUUUUUUUACCAACAGUCGACCUCCAUCAGUGUAUUUUGGAGUUAUCUCUACCACACUCACUAGGACUCUACCUUAGAAUGAACUGCUAAAUGACUUAAAUGUAAAUGUAAUGAAUGAUAUGUGUUUUUCUGUGUUGUACGAUGGUGAAUCGUUAUUCUGUCAGAGCAUCUGUUCCCCACAGAGAAUACUGUUGAAUUACUAGAGGGGAUGAGGUCAUAGACCCUCAUAAUUCUAGAAUGUGAUAAUGUACAUUCUAGACUUGUAAUAUGUAAUGAUAUGCUGUUCCCCUUCUCUCCAUCUCCCCCUACAGGAGGAUGACUCUCCCAGAAGUGUUCUAGAGGAGAUGGGUCUGGCAUAG